UCAGAUUCCAUUUGCCCAAUAAAGCCCGAGUUUCGAGAGUUAAUACCUCAUUGGUGCUUUUGGUUUUGGCAAAGCGUGAGUGAGAUCGGGAAUCAAACAUCGCCUCCGUCUCUCAUUUCAAACGCUAUCUCCAUCUCCUUCCUCCGCCGCCGCCAUGGAAUCUCCGAAGAAUUCUCUGAUCCCGAGCUUCCUCUAUUCAUCAUCUUCAUCUCCGAGAUCUUUCCUCCUCGACCAGGUGCUCAAUUCCAACUCCAACGCUGCAUUCGAGAAAUCUCCUUCUCCGGCCCCGCGUUCCUCUCCUACGUCGAUGAUUUCUCGGAAGAAUUUCCUUAUUGCAUCUCCCACCGAGCCAGGGAAGGGGAUCGAGAUGUAUUCACCUGCCUUCUACGCUGCUUGUACCUUUGGUGGAAUUCUCAGCUGUGGUCUUACUCACAUGACCGUGACUCCUCUCGAUCUCGUCAAGUGCAAUAUGCAGAUUGAUCCAGCGAAGUACAAGAGCAUCUCGUCUGGUUUUGGAAUUUUGCUGAAAGAGCAAGGAGUCAAAGGCUUUUUCCGUGGAUGGGUUCCUACUCUUUUGGGUUACAGUGCUCAGGGUGCCUGCAAGUUUGGAUUCUACGAGUACUUUAAGAAGACUUACUCUGACCUUGCUGGACCUGAGUACACUGCCAAAUACAAGACUCUCAUCUACCUUGCUGGUUCUGCUUCUGCUGAGAUCAUUGCCGAUAUUGCACUUUGCCCAUUUGAAGCUGUGAAGGUUCGUGUUCAGACACAGCCUGGAUUUGCUAGGGGGAUGUCUGAUGGAUUUCCCAAGUUUAUCAAGUCCGAAGGAUACGGAGGCUUGUAUAAGGGUCUUGCUCCACUCUGGGGACGUCAGAUUCCUUACACUAUGAUGAAGUUUGCUUCCUUUGAGACCAUUGUUGAGAUGAUUUACAAGUACGCAAUCCCCAACCCAAAGAGUGAGUGCAGCAAAGGUCUGCAACUCGGAGUGAGUUUUGCCGGAGGUUACGUUGCCGGAGUGUUCUGUGCCAUCGUUUCUCAUCCAGCAGACAAUCUAGUGUCAUUCCUCAACAACGCUAAGGGAGCAACCGUUGGAGAUGCGGUGAAGAAGAUUGGUAUGGUGGGACUGUUCACAAGAGGGCUUCCUCUUAGAAUUGUGAUGAUCGGGACGUUGACUGGAGCACAGUGGGGAUUAUACGAUGCCUUCAAAGUGUUUGUUGGCCUGCCAACCACUGGUGGUGUUGCUCCAGCUCCUGCCAUCGCAGCUACUGAAGCCAAAGCCUAAACAAUGACGAAAAAGGUUAUUAGGAGUUCGAUGGGGUAGGAUUUUUGUUUGGAAAAAUAAGAGAAACCAUACGGUGAUGAGGAAGAGUGAGUAAGCUCAAUUUCUUCCUGAUUUGAACUUUAUCAUUUUUGUUUUUUUUGAAAUUUGUGUUCCUGAAUUCAGGAUAGUGCUCUCUCUCUCUUUACAUACUCUCUUCCUAUUGUUUCUUGUCCUUUUUUUCUUUGUGUGAUGUAAUCUUAAAAGAUGAGAGGGACACACUCCAAGAUAGAGAGAGUGGGCAUACACCCACUCACUACUUUUUAUUCAGUUUCAGUUGAAAUUCUCUUUUGGUUGCUCUAUCUAUUAUUUUACUUUUUUGUUUUAGAGAUUAUAUAAAAUCUCGUUUUAAAACAUCAAAUCAUAGAUAGAUCUUGAAU
Messenger RNA from Arabidopsis thaliana (thale cress), 1698 nucleotides. It is a transcript of the gene PHT3;1, whose product is annotated as phosphate transporter 3;1. Bases 155 to 1282 code for a protein of 375 amino acids. The transcript has 6 exons. The record is from RefSeq and is marked reviewed. Gene Ontology annotation, molecular function: phosphate transmembrane transporter activity; mRNA binding. Gene Ontology annotation, biological process: mitochondrial phosphate ion transmembrane transport; response to salt stress. NCBI's taxonomy places the organism in Eukaryota, Viridiplantae, Streptophyta, Magnoliopsida, Brassicales, Brassicaceae. Gene Ontology annotation, cellular component: mitochondrial inner membrane.